This is a messenger RNA of Cladophialophora psammophila CBS 110553, 921 nucleotides long. RefSeq names its product phosphoribosylaminoimidazole-succinocarboxamide synthase. NCBI's taxonomy places the organism in Eukaryota, Fungi, Ascomycota, Eurotiomycetes, Chaetothyriales, Herpotrichiellaceae. Gene Ontology annotation, molecular function: phosphoribosylaminoimidazolesuccinocarboxamide synthase activity. The transcript has 2 exons. The record is from RefSeq and is a predicted model, not a curated record. Gene Ontology annotation, cellular component: cytoplasm. Gene Ontology annotation, biological process: 'de novo' IMP biosynthetic process. Bases 1 to 921 code for a protein of 306 amino acids.
AUGGCUUUCAUUAAGUCAGAUUUAGGAGGUGUUCUGCCACUGCUGGCGUCAGGUAAAGUGCGAGAGCUAUACGAUGUCGACUCAAAAUGCCUGCUCUUUGUGACUACCGACAGAAUUUCUGCCUUCGAUGUUAUCAUGAAGAAUGGUGUGCCAGAAAAAGGCCUUGUCCUGACGUUGAUGACUGUGCACUGGUUCCAAUAUCUCCAGAAACAGAUCCCUGACCUCAAGACCCAUUUCAUUUCUCUCGACCUACCACCUACGAUCCCGAAAGAUGUUGCUGCUCAGUUGAAAGGCCGAAGUAUGCUUGUGCGCAAGCUCAAGGUAUUUCCGCUAGAGGCCAUAGUCCGAGGAUACAUCACAGGAUCCGCCUGGUCCUCCUACAAGACAACCGGUGAGGUAAAUGGGAAGAAGAUGACAGAGGGCCUACAAGAGUCCCAAGAGUUCCCUGAGCCCAUCUACACUCCCAGCACCAAGGCUGAGCUGGGUCGUCAUGAUGAGAAUAUCUCAACAGAACAAGCGGCUCAUAUUGUGGGUGAGAAGUACGCGAAAAGAAUAGAGGAAUUGUCGCUUCGCAUCUAUAAGGCGGCAAGAGACUACGCAAAGGAAAAGGGGAUCAUCAUCGCGGACACGAAAUUCGAAUUUGGCUUGGAUGAGGAGACGGACGAAGUUGUGCUUGUAGAUGAGGUGCUUACUCCAGACAGCUCGAGGUUUUGGUCGAAAUCUGCCUACAAGCUCGGUCAGAGCCAGGAGAGUUUUGACAAGCAGCCACUGCGAGAUUGGUUGACAGAUAAUGGUCUGAAAAACAAACAGGGUGUGGAAAUGCCUGAGGAUGUGGUUGAAGCCACCCAUGUAAGAUACCUCGAUGCAUUCAAAAUCUUGACGGGGAGGUCUCUACAGGAGACUCUUCAAGAUCUGAAAUAG